Populus euphratica (Euphrates poplar) is the source of this 1086-nucleotide messenger RNA. Its product is annotated as short-chain dehydrogenase reductase 2a-like. NCBI's taxonomy places the organism in Eukaryota, Viridiplantae, Streptophyta, Magnoliopsida, Malpighiales, Salicaceae. Gene Ontology annotation, molecular function: oxidoreductase activity, acting on the CH-OH group of donors, NAD or NADP as acceptor. The transcript is spliced from 2 exons. The record is from RefSeq and is a predicted model, not a curated record. Bases 52 to 981 code for a protein of 309 amino acids.
ACCCCCCCUUCCCCUCCCUGAUCCCUGAUCUCCCCCUUUCCCCCUUCAACCAUGCUAGCUCAAGUGAUACCAGAGAAAACCCUUCAAGUUCAAGGGAUUGAUCAUGUCAUAGGCAAGGAUAACUCCUCAUCUCUCUCAUAUAAAAGGUUGGAGGGAAAAGUUGCGAUUAUAACAGGCGGUGCAAGAGGGAUUGGAGAGGCCACUGUGAAACUCUUUGUGAGGCAUGGAGCCAAGGUAGUGAUUGCUGAUAUUGAGGAUGCUAAUGGUAUUGCUUUAGCUGAAUCCUUAUCUCCUUCAGCAGUUUAUGUACGUUGUGAUGUGUGUUUAGAAGAAGAAAUAGAAAGUCUAAUCAACCUAACAAUUUCUCAAUACGGCCGGCUGGACAUUCUUUUCAACAAUGCUGGAGUUCUUGGCAAUCAAUCAAAGCACAAAAGCAUUAUCAACUUUGAUGCUGAUGAGUUUGAUAAUAUCAUGAGAAUCAAUGUUAGAGGAGCUGCCCUUGGCAUGAAACAUGCAGCAAGAGUCAUGGUGCCUCGACGAAGUGGCUGCGUCAUUUCCACAGCUAGUGUAGCUGGUAUAAUUGGAGGGCUUGGACCUCAUGCAUAUACAGCUUCAAAACAUGCUAUUGUAGGGUUAACGAAGAACACAGCUUGUGAAUUAGGCAGAUAUGGGAUUAGGGUUAAUUGUAUAUCUCCUUUUGGGGUGGCUACUUCCAUGCUUGUUAAUGCAUGGAGGGGUUGCGAGGAAGAUGGAGAUGAUGAUGAGAAAUGCAUGGAUUUUGGUGCUCCAAGCGAGGAAGAAAUGGAGAAGAUAGAGGAACUUGUGAGAGGGCUUGGAAAUCUAAAGGGAACAACACUAAAAGCUAAGGAUAUUGCCGAGGCUGCUCUUUAUCUUGCUAGUGAUGAAUCCAAAUAUGUAAGUGGUCACAAUCUUGUUGUAGAUGGUGGUUUUACUACCUUCAACAAUGGUGUAGGGCUGUAGCCAUGGUUUCCAGAUUAUUUGCGAGUCUAUAUUUUGUUGAAAGUCAAUGCAGAAGAAAAAGAAGAAUUGAGGAAGGAGAAUGGAAUCUUUAUAUUAUAAUGUUAA